Molecule: messenger RNA, 443 nt
Organism: Nanorana parkeri
Lineage: Eukaryota; Metazoa; Chordata; Amphibia; Anura; Dicroglossidae
Gene: SNORC
Product: chromosome unknown C2orf82 homolog
Exons: 4
Coding region: 1-435 (144 amino acids)
Biological process (GO): cartilage development
Cellular component (GO): cell periphery
Source: RefSeq, a predicted model, not a curated record
AUGUUACCACACAAUAUAGCUCUCUUGGGCCUGGAAGAAAAUCUGCCUAUUUGUUUUUUGAGGCCAGAGACAGACAUGCCUUGCAUGAGGACCUCACAGCUUGCGCUGCUGCUGCUUUUUACUGGAAUAUUACUCCCUGCUUUCCUUACAGCAGGCUAUCCUCAAGCAGCAGCACCCACAGUGUGGCAGGAGCCUCCAGAGCUUCCUUCAGGAGUAGAACCUAUUGAGACCACACCAUCUGUGCACUUCUCCGAUGUCACUGGGGUCCCCCCCGAUGCCUCUGAGCCAGACCCCACAUUUGAGGAUCCUCUGGGUAACAGUGAUGGUUCUCUGGGUCCUGGAGCUGUCGCCGCCAUUGUCCUGGCCGCCCUACUUGGUGCAUCUGUCCUCAUCGCCCUGAUUGUUAUCACACUCCGAAAAUUCUCUGCUUCUUAAAAUAAAAA